CGCCACCGCCUUCUGUCACAUCAUUUUUCGCUCUCAUUAGAAUUUUUCGGCGUUUGGUGUUGUGAAUGUUGCUCGACGUGUUCAAAAUGUAAAUAAGUGAACAAGACGAAUAAAAUAAAAAGUAUUUCAUAUGCGGUGCAUCAGUUUAUUUCAAUAUGCCCCCUGUCAAUUCUAAAGCAAAAAAGAAUGGCGCUGAAUAUGAGAAUAUACUUGCUAAUAAAAGCACAGUGUUAGAUUUUGAACAAUACAUCCAGGAGAACAAAACUUUAUUGCUCAAUGAUCCUCUCAGGGAUAUACUCAUAUAUCCUACUGAUGAUGUCUCUAGUGUUGUUCUGCCGAGAAGAUGGAGAACGGUAACAACAGCUGUGCCGGAUGUAAGGACAGCAGCGACCUGUCCCCUGCUGACACGACAGGCACUACUCAGCUAUGCCUCCAGUUGGAACCUCAUACACUACAAAUAUAACAGCUAUUCUGGAACAUGUCUCAACUUGCCAAGAUUAGUAGACGAUAAAUUGACUGAAGAAGUGUAUGAUAUAGACGCGGAAAAUGAAAGUGAUAAUGAAGCUCAAGCAGCCAAAGUGGACAUUGGAACCAAAGAAGGGUAUCUACUCAAAGGACCCGAAAUCGGCUCAGAUAGAAUAUUUAGUAAUCUUGCCUCUAAAUCGUUCAAGAAACGAUAUUGCUCAAUGGUCAGGGAAGCGGACGGUGCCUACAUACUCGAAGUAUACAAAGAUGAAAAGAAAACAGACACCAAACUUACCAUCGUUAUGGACUUUUGUUCCGAUGUUGUUAGAAACACGAAGCGUGGACGAUAUUGUUUCGAGUUACGUAUGGCCGCAAAUAAAGGGUACACUUUUGCGACGGAAAAUGAGGAGGAAAUGAACGAAUGGAUAAACGCUUUCAAGGCUGCUUUAAAAAAGAAUAGUCAGGAAAAUAGUCAAGCAGAAGAAAUAUUAGACAAAGAUGCGGAUAUAUCUUUGACUGCGGAACCACCUCCUCCUACAUACGGGACCCUAAAGGGCUUGGAACAGAGCAUGAACCCUCUUUUGAUGCGGUACUCGAGAGAAACUGACAUGUCUAUAGCGGCGGCGAGGAAUGAAUCUCGCUCCAAUAUAUUCUAUUUGCCAUACAAACGGACUCCUUCACCUGAACCACAAUUAGAACCAUUCAAAGAGCACUUUGGUCAGAGAAUUUUGCUCAAAUGCGAGAGUUUAAAGUUCCGUCUGCAAGCGCCGAUAGACGGCGACAAGGAGCUCCUGUGCCAAGUGGAGCCAUACUACACGCACCUCGCGCUCUACGACGCCAGGAGCGCCUGCAAGCUCACCGAAGACUUCCACUUCGACCUCAACCACCCCGCCGUGGCUGACCUCACCAGGCACGCGGAAUGCACCAAGUCGCUGGUCGAGAACUUUAGUUAUGACGUCAAGUUGGAUGUCAAACAGAUAUCUGAGGAAUGGUUCAAGUCGAAGAAACAGGUGGUUUUAUCAGUAAAUAAUCCUCAUCCAGAAUUGUUCCUAGUUGUGAAAAUUGACAAAAUCCUUCAAGGUCACGUGAGCCAAGUCCUAGAGCCGUAUCUAAAGGCAACCAAAGACCCAAGGCUUGGCUUAAAAGUUCACAAAACAGUACAAGCGUACGCAAAUCGCGUCGGCAACUAUAGAAUGCCCUUCGCUUGGGCUGCUAAACCUUUAUUCAGGCUUUACAGUAAUGAUUUGGAUACAACUCCUGAAUUCCCCGCAAUAUACCGACAGGAACCUAAUAAGAUGUCUGAUGAAGAUUUGCUUAAAAUCCUAUCGGAUUAUAGAAAACCUGAGAAAUUGUCUAAACUGACCGUGGUGCCGGGCUGGCUCAGUAUCACUAUACAACAUAGCAAUGAACCUAUACCAAAUUGUAUGACAAGUUCUUACGCAGCGUUGAAACCUUUCCCACUACCGCCUGCAUUGCCGCUGACGUUGGAGCUGGCGACGCUGAACGUGGAGGCGGAGCAGCCGUACGCAGCGUACAUACACCAUUUGUACGUGCGACCUUUGUAUUUGAUCUUCGAGUCGCAGAAGCUGUUCGCUCGCGCGCGGAACAUCGCCUGCUCUAUUGAACUCAGAGAUAAUGAUACGGGGGAUAAUAAACCUUUACAGGUAAUAUACGGUCGUACAGGAAUGAUGUGUCAAUACCGCUGCUCCGUGCUGCAUCAUAACGCUAACCCGAGCUGGUGUGAUGAAGCCAAGAUACGGCUGCCGGCCACCAUCACCGCCAAACAUCAUCUGCUCUUCACAUUUCAUCAUAUUUCUUGUGAUUUAACUAAAAAAAAUGAUACUAACGUUGAAACAUGUAUUGGGUAUGCUUGGGUGCCGUUAUUAAAAAAUGACAAACUUAUUGAAGAAUUAAUAAAUCUACCAAUAGCAACGCAUUUACCGUCCGGAUAUCUGUCUAUCCAACCUCUAGGGCUUGGCAAAGGGAACACAGGACCAGAAGUAGUGUGGGUAGAAGGUGAGAAACAGUUGUUCCGUUGCCAACUAGUCCUCGACUCCACCGUGGUGACGAGAGACAUUCACCUGCACAACUUGUUCACUCACGCGGAGAGGUUGAUAAAGAGCAACUCUCCCCCCACCUCGCCCUCCCCGCCGCCCUGGGGUGACGUCACCAACGCACUCAAGUCCGCGCACGCCAUCAAACUGAGCUCUCUAAUUGCCUUCUUGCCGACAAUAUUCAAUCAACUGUUUGAACUUAUGACAGUUGAAAAAGGCUACUCUCACGACAUGGGAUAUCAGAUUGUGAAAUUAAUCGUCCAGUUCGUUCAUAUGAUCCAUGAUUAUGGAAGGAAAGAUUUACUCGACAGCUAUGUGAAGUAUGUGUUUAACUGUGUUGAAUUCAAAUUGCACACAGUGUUGACUGCGCCCCUGCACAUGUUUGUAGACCCGAAUCAACAAGAUUUCUUGCUCGGUCAAAAGUUUAUGCAGUAUUCAAACUUUUUCUUUGAUAUUAUCAUAAAGAGUAUGGCUCAGUAUCUUAUAAAUACUGGAAGGAUAAAGAUGUCAAGGCAUGAAAGAUUUCACGCGGAUCUUCUAGAAAACAUAGACAAAUUGGUGACAGUUGUUGAGCCAUCUUAUAUUUUACAACAACCAAUGCAGACUCACAUUUUUAACAAGAAUCUCGCAUUCUUCCUAAAGUCGUGUCUUUCGUUUAUGGAUCGAGGUUUUGUUUUCCGACAAAUAAAGAAAUACCUCGAUAAAUUCAAGUCAUGCGAUCCAAAGGCACUUUUCGACUUUAAAUUCACGUUUCUACAAACGAUAUGCUCACACGAACAUUUUGUACCAUUUAACUUACCGCUACAAGCUAACAAAAUGUUCAAAGACAGUGAUGAAGAUCCAACUAAAUUGAAGCUUACUGAUGAUUUUAUUAUGAGGCAUUUUCUUGCUGGGAUUCUUUUAAAGCAGAUAGAGCAGUCGCUGCGCGAGGCUCCGCAGAAGCGGCGCAGUGCGCUGGGCGUGCUGCGCGCGCUGCUCACCAAGCACGAGCACGACGACCGCUACCGCACGCGGCAGGCGCGCGCGCGCCUCGCGCAGCUCUACGCGCCCUGGCUCACCAUUGUACUCGAUAACGCUCAUCGCUUAGUGACAAAAUCUCUGGCUAGUCCGAUAAUAGAAAACGGAGAGGAUAAACUGGACGGAGACGCGACAACAACGUCUAUAUUGAACAGUACGCAAAAAGAUGUCACCUCAGCAAACAGCACGCCGAGACGAAACAGGCUGACUUUGCAUUUUGAUCAUACCCCUAUUAGAAAUUCAACACAUUUCAAAGAACCACUUAAUAUACAGCCGAGUAACAUGUAUGGAAAAGAUAACACAAAUAACAUAUCGCAAAGUUCUCUCGAGUCGGUGUCCACAAUGUCCGGCGGAGAUUCCUUACCAAGGAAUACGAAGCUGGAAUUGACCGAUAUUGGUGAUCAGGUUAAUCGAUUCGGAGUGAUGUCCCCCGAAGAGGUGCGCGAUGUUCUCUUGUGUUUUUUGUUCGUUCUCAAAUAUUUGGAUGAAGAUAGACUCAUUGAGUGGUGGAGGACUCACACACAAGCACAGCAGCAGUCUUUCUUUAAUGUUUUAGAAAUAUGUGCAGAACAAUUUCAAUAUGUUGGUAAAAAAAAGAUUUUGACAGAAUUAAAAGUGCCGACGCCCGAUUGUAAUGGGAAACCGAAGCCAGUGAAAGCGCGGACUUUACCAGCUAGAAUGAGCCCUCCCGACUUUUCAAAGGAACCUCCGAUUAUAGUGGAAAAGAAUAACACAGUAAAUAGAGAGAAUCUUGUCACUGCAACUGUGACCACGGAACUAGAAGCGAUGUCAGAGCACGCGGUGUUGACCGCGGGUUGCCUGGCCACCGAGGUGGGUCUGGUGAUCAUCGACCGCGCCUGCCUCUUCAUGAAGCAGGUGGGCGUGGCGGAGGGCGCGGCCGCCAAGCCCUAUCUGAAGCUGCUGCAGCUGCCGCAGAGCGAAACUCUGUAUAAACAUCUGUUUGCCGCACUCAGAGCUUAUAUUAAUCAGUUCUCGGAGACGCUAUUUGAAGGCGGCAGCUCGCUGUGCGCGGGCGUGGUGAGCAGCGUGGUGCGGCAGUGCGGAGCGCGCGCGGCCUGGCUGCGGCGCGAGGCGGCCGCCGCGCUCUACCUGCUCAUGCGCGCCAACUUCCAGCACGCCGCCGCCGGCAACCUCACCAGGGUGCAUCUGCAGGUGAUAAUAGCCGUGUCGAAACUACUGGAUACAUCGACUGCACUUAACUGCAAACGAUUCCAAGAAUCUCUUUCUGUCAUUAACUGCUUUGCAACUGGCGAUAAAGCUAUGAAAGGCACCGGAUUAUCAAGCGAAGUGGCGGAACUAAUGCGACGGGUGCGCACCGUAGUGGGAGCCCGAGCGCGCCUGGCGGGCGUCGGCGGUGCUGCGGGCUCAGGCGGCGGCGUGCAGCUGUCGGAGCUGCAGCACGCGCUGGCGGCGUCGUGCCGCGCCACGCCGCGCCUGCGCCACGCCUGGCUGGCCACGCUCGCAGACCACAACGCGCGGCACGCAGACCACGAUGAGGCUAUGUGUUGUCACCUGCACAUCGCCGCACUCAUAGCGGAGUACCUGAAGCAGCGCGGCACUCAGAGUUGGGGCGCGGACACCUUCGCUGACAUCUCUAUGAACAUACCACGAGACGAAACUGGACUCAAGAUAGACGAAGGUAUGAUUGACGUCCACUAUAAUGAACAAUCAUUAUUGGAGCAACUAAUGGUUUGCACGGAAUACGUCGAUAAGGCGGAGCGGUACGAACUGCUCGGCCCACUCUAUCGUCUCAUCAUACCGAUCUACGAACGUAAGAAGGAUUACCAAGCACUCCUCGCCUGCUAUCAACAUUUGACCAAAGCAUAUGCCAAAGUUAUAGAAGUAACAAACUCUGGAAAACGAUUACUAGGAAGGUUCUAUCGUGUUGCGUUCUUUGGUAAAGCUCACUUUGGCGAAGACGAAGAAGGCGUGGAGUUUAUUUACAAAGAGCCAAAGUUGACAUCGCUUAGUGAAAUCUCCGAGAAGUUGCAAAUGUAUUAUGAACAGAAAUUCGGCGCCGGUUCCGUCAAGAUGAUUAUGGAUUCAGCACCGGUGAACCGCGAUGAGCUGGACAGCAAGCUGGCGUACAUCCAGGUGACAUGGGUGCGCGCGGCUCCGGAGGGGCGUGCGGCGGCGAGCGCGAGUGGUGAGGGCGCGUUCGAGCGCGCGCACAAUGUCCGCCGCUUCGUGUUCGAGACGCCGUUCACUCGGGACGGUGCGCCGCGCGGACCUGUACACCACCAGCGGCUCAGGCUUACACAUCUAACAGCUGAAUAUUGGUUUCCGUACGUUAAGCGACGGAUUCCCGUGAUCGAGACUCAAGUAGAAGAGAAGAGUCCCAUAGAAGUGGCGGUCGCGGAGAUGGAGUCGCAGGUCACCGAACUCACGGAGAUCGUCAACGCGAAGGCGCCAGAUAUAAAGAAACUACAACUAAGGCUGCAGGGCAGCGUGUGCGUGCAGGUGAACGCGGGCCCGCUGGCGUACGCGCACGCCUUCCUCGACCCCACGCUCGCGCAGAUGUACCCAGACGACCUCGUUGACAAACUCAAGUCUACAUUCAAGGAGUUCCUAACAGUGUGUCAUUCAGCGUUACAACUGAACGCGAAGCUGAUCAGCUCUGACCAGGUGUCGUACCACGAGGCGCUGGAGGCCAACUACUACAAGGUGAGCGCGGCGCUGGCCGGCGUGCUGGGCCAGCCGCUGCACCACAUCCUGCUCAACGGCAGCCUCACCGCCACCCUCACUGGCGUCGAACUGGACUCCAGUAAUGCCUGAAUCUAUGCAAAAGUUCACUUUGGGGAAGAAUAAAAAAGCGGGGAGUUUAUACAAGGUCAUAAGUUGACAUCUAAGUUGAGAAGUUGCAAAUGUAUUACGGGCAUUUG
This is a messenger RNA of Papilio polytes (common Mormon), 6439 nucleotides long. RefSeq names its product dedicator of cytokinesis protein 9 (gene Ziz). Lineage: Eukaryota; Metazoa; Arthropoda; Insecta; Lepidoptera; Papilionidae. The coding region runs from base 156 to 6332 and encodes 2058 amino acids. Gene Ontology annotation, molecular function: guanyl-nucleotide exchange factor activity. Gene Ontology annotation, biological process: small GTPase-mediated signal transduction; positive regulation of GTPase activity. The transcript has 34 exons. The record is from RefSeq and is a predicted model, not a curated record.